AUGGGGGCGCGUGUUGCCUCGGUGGACGACGCUCCUCAGCGCUUUGCGCGUUCUCCUACGCCAGCUCGGUCACCGACCCCGGAGUUUUACCAUCAUCUUGCAGAAGCCGAAAGGCUAGAACAAGAAGGUAUCGAGGAGGGAGAAAGGGCAAGGAUGGAAGCUGCCGAAGAAGAGCAGCGUCAUGGAGAGAGCAAAGCCGGCAUCCACAUGUCAAUUGCUCUAGCUGCCCGCUCUCGAAUGUUGCCCUCGAUGGAGGAGCAAUUUCCUCUUAUUCCUGCGCGGCGUAUCGACUUGGAGGAGGACUCAUGGGGCGAUUGGGCCAGCCACUCCCGAGUACGCACUUUUGUGCGGCGACAAGAGGAGUUGUAUGCAGAACAGGGCCAGAGCUGGACCUAUUGGUGGCACAAAAAGGAACAGCAGCCUAUCCCAUCGUGCAGGGAUUUGAUUGGCGAGCCGUUGAAUCUUUUGAGCAAGGCUAUGACUGUGCCGGGGUACUUGGAGGAAAUGGUGGUUGGGAGUGCAGUGCCUGCUCUUCCUUUGGAGGAUGGAGAAGUGAUUUUCUGUCCCUAUGGAUCCACCGAGGAUGUGCCUUGGGCUCAUGGUUGCCUUCCUCAAAAGGAACAGGAGCUCAGGUGGUUGCUUCGCGAGCCUCCUUUGGAGCAACCCGAACGCCCGAUCGAGACGGCGGAGGUGGAAUGCAUGACCACCGAAUUGGAGGACCAUCACGAGAAGAUCCUUUCCCAGCUUACCCAGGCUGCUUCGGCCGUGGAUUUUGGAUGCAGCUUGAAGGUCAUCACCAUCGUGGUGGAUCAACUUGGGGAAUCUUUGGUCUCCAACAAGUCCGUGCACCCCAAGUUGCUUCCGAUGUCUUACCACCUUCAGCAAGGCCACAACUUUGCCCUGUACCUCCUUGGGUUGGUGAACUUGUACCAGGAGCACAACGAGAAGUACGACAUUGGCCAUGCGGAAAGGGUGACGUCGGAAACCACUCCGAUGUGGAUACAGAAAUGCAUCUGGGAAGUGAUCGGCAAUGUGAUCAAGAACGAGGCCAAGGAGCAUUACUCCCUGGAGGAAUAUCGGGCGUCCACAAAAGCUGCCCGAUCCAAGGCGGCAGCCCGACCUCCACCGGAUGGUGGCAGCGAUACGGAAUCUUCCUCAUCAGGUGGUUUGUUGGUCCUGCACAGGUCGUACGAGGACCUCGGCUGGAUGGGGCGGAGUAUCCUCAACGAGCUUCGAGGAAAGCCAUCGGAGCCCCGGGAAAUCACGGGGGCCGACUAUUGGAACCUCCACAUUGUGCCGGGGGAGCCCGUGGGAACUCCGGAGCCUCCAGCCGUUCCACCUUUGGCGGUCCCGACGCCGCCGCCGAUCCCAGCAUUUCGGCUGCCUCCACACCCUCCGGCGUCGGUGUCUGGAGAGAGCAACUUGGAGGCCUGGAGGCUGUUGGAUCCUUCAGAAGUUGGUUUGCCACCUACUCCGCGGUCUUUGCCUCCAACGCCUGUAAGCCGAGGGUCAGUUUCGCCAAGGCGCUCGAGGUCCCCACGACGGAUUCCACCAAAUCCAGAGCUUGCAUCGAUCUUUGCCAGUGUAAGAGAGACGAUAGCUGUUUCGCAGAGCCAGCUCCAAGGCUCCGGCUCCAGCAGUUCGUUUCCCCCACAACCUCCAGGAUUGUAA
Molecule: messenger RNA, 1671 nt
Organism: Symbiodinium natans
Lineage: Eukaryota; Dinophyceae; Suessiales; Symbiodiniaceae
Source: the annotation of a GenBank genome assembly